Molecule: messenger RNA, 588 nt
Organism: Colletotrichum fioriniae
Lineage: Eukaryota; Fungi; Ascomycota; Sordariomycetes; Glomerellales; Glomerellaceae
Source: RefSeq, a predicted model, not a curated record
AUGUCCAAAGACGAGCCAUCAGAAAGCGCCGUAGGUGACGGCGUGGCCUCGACACGCGCCCAUCUCUCGAGUGCGAGCGGGUCCAGCGGAUGGAGCUCGAGACUACCUUCACCAGAUCCUAUUAUUUCGGACCCAACCAUGACACCCGGCCGGCGUAUCCCCCGAAGUCCUCUUGCUCCUCUGUCUCACGCUGAGAGCCUGAUGGACAUGCAGAUCCCUCAACCGUCGGAGUCACUUCAGGUCGGCAGGAAACGGGACAUUGAUGAGGUUUUUGACGAUAGCACGCCGCCGUCGCCCGAUAAGCUACAACGCGAGCUUGAUCAGCAGCAUCACGAGGCCAAGGAGGCCAUGAAUACCGCUCGCAACUUGACAACGAAUACAUCGAUGUCUCUUGACACCCAACUGCAAGCCCGGGAGUCAGACAACAAGCGGCGCAAGACACUCGCCUACCGAGUCAAGCCUCCUACUCGCAGUGCUAGCCCGCACUACGGGCAUGGCUCCGAGCAUGGCCACGAGGAUGACAGCGGCCGCCAAAACGCGGUCGAACGACAAGCCAGCCGCGACUCAAACUCUUCAAAAAACGGUUGA